This is a messenger RNA of Saprolegnia parasitica CBS 223.65, 826 nucleotides long. RefSeq lists its product as hypothetical. The transcript is spliced from 3 exons. The coding region runs from base 18 to 758 and encodes 246 amino acids. NCBI's taxonomy places the organism in Eukaryota, Oomycota, Saprolegniomycetes, Saprolegniales, Saprolegniaceae. The record is from RefSeq and is a predicted model, not a curated record.
GGUAUUUAUAGGUCGAAAUGUUUGUCGGGACAGCCUCCUGCGCCCAAGCCAUCGAUGGCUUUGAGCACUCGUGCGGCAUGUCCUUGCGCGGCUACAAGGCCAAGGGCCACUUUACGCCAAAGCCCGCCGGCUUGCAUCUCGAUGCAACCAAGAGCGCAUUUGGCGCCAUGGUCGCCAUUGACCCUGCCUUUGUACCGCCCCAGACCACAAGGACGAAGAAAGAGAAGACUCUGUCGCGCGCGUCCUCGAGCCAGUCCCGCGACCCGGCGAGAACGACGUAUCGACCCCAGAGUGCUGCCCGCGCCAGGGCCGCGCCGGUCGACUUUGUCUACGACAUGGACACGCGCAAGGAGCUGCGUCAAGCGCUCGACAAGGAGCGAAAAGAGCUUCUUCAACAAGCCCAAGAACGCGAGCGCAAGCUGCGAGACGCGAAUCUCUGGCUCCAUGACCGCCGCAACGAGCAGGGCCCCGUCAAGGCCAAGAGCCAGCCGAGAAAGACGACCCGUUCCAAGCCCACAAGCAAAGAAUGCUGGACAAGCAGCAGUUGCGAUGAUCUUCUUCGCACAGUCCACGUCGCUGUCGAGAUCAAGGACGAUGCAGACGACGAAAUCACAUGGACAUCAUCGAGCGCGCCGGCAACCUCCAAGACGAAGACGAAGCAUGGGCGGCCGUUAACGGCCAAAGGCCCGCGCAACUCGGUCGCAGAGAAUGUGCACCGGUCGGCGCCGCAGACGCAGGCGUACCAUCGUGGCAGCUAAGGCGGACGAUGCAUCGUUGUGCCAAGACGCGACGCGGUUUAAGUUAUACAUGUCCAUCAUGAUUGAGG